Penicillium daleae is the source of this 405-nucleotide messenger RNA. RefSeq lists its product as uncharacterized. Bases 1 to 405 code for a protein of 134 amino acids. The transcript is spliced from 2 exons. The record is from RefSeq and is a predicted model, not a curated record. NCBI's taxonomy places the organism in Eukaryota, Fungi, Ascomycota, Eurotiomycetes, Eurotiales, Aspergillaceae.
AUGAUCGUUGAAGCAGUCAAUGAUGAGACGGAAACGACACCAUCACGCAAACGCAAAAGAACUGAAACGAAGGAAUCGUCUGCAUUGGACAACGCCUUUGAGGAGCUUCGAAAGGCAGUUAGCCAUAAAACACAACGGCUACAAGAGAAAAAUCGCCAACUUCGAGAUGAACUUCGCCAGGAGAGGGAGAGGCACCAAAAGACGGAAGAGGAACUUUCCCAACAAAGAGAAAAACGUAUUUUAGAGUACAAGAUCUGCUAUAUGCAGCCAGAUCGCUGGGUGUUCAUUCUAUGUGGACACAUGGUCUGCAGGUCAUGCGCAGGAAGUCUUGGAACAACGGAGAAGUGUCCUAUCUGCCGAGCACCAAUCACGGGAUAUAUCGGAUGCUACCCUUUUGCAGGAUAA